Molecule: messenger RNA, 1688 nt
Organism: Uloborus diversus
Lineage: Eukaryota; Metazoa; Arthropoda; Arachnida; Araneae; Uloboridae
Gene: Nmd3
Product: 60S ribosomal export protein NMD3-like
Exons: 15
Coding region: 152-1678 (508 amino acids)
Biological process (GO): ribosomal large subunit export from nucleus
Cellular component (GO): cytoplasm; nucleus
Molecular function (GO): ribosomal large subunit binding
Source: RefSeq, a predicted model, not a curated record
ACUACGUUUAUCAAUCGUAGUCGUUUCCAAAACAAAACCACGUUUAAUACGUUAAAAUGUAUUAAAUGUUUUUAUUUCGUUAUGUUUUGAAAAGUUUUUUUAUGGUUCUUAAAACACAUCUGUCGUCUUUAAAGAUCAAUUAAGAUUUAUCAUGGAGUACGUUCCAAAUGAAGCAUGUGUAAAAAAUGUUGGGAAAAUACUUUGUUGUCAAUGUGGAGUUGCUAUCGACCCCAACCCUGCUAAUAUGUGUAUUCCUUGUAUCAGAAGUCGUGUUGACAUUACUGAAGGCAUUGCAAAGCAAGUUGUGAUCUACUUUUGUAAAGGUUGUAGCAGGUAUUUGCAACCACCAGCUCAGUGGCUUUCCUGUGCUUUAGAAUCCAGAGAACUUUUAGCAUUUUGCCUGAAAAAACUUAAAGGUUUAAACCAGGUAAAUUUAGUGGAUGCAACUUUCGUGUGGACGGAACCUCAUUCAAAGCGUAUCAAAGUAAAAUUAACAGUUCAGAAGGAGGUAUUUGGUGGAGCCAUUUUACAACAAGUGUUUAUAGUAGAGUAUGUUGUCAACGGACAAAUGUGUGAUGAUUGUCACAAGAGUGAAUCCAAGCAUUUUUGGAAAGCUAUUGUACAGUUAAGGCAAAGAGUUCAACACAAGAAAACUUUUUUCUAUUUGGAGCAACUUAUUAUAAAAUACAACAUGCAUAUGAAUUGCCUAAACAUCAAAACAACCAAUGAUGGUUUAGAUUUUUUUUUCGCAAAAAGAGAUGAUGCACGAAAAAUGGUUGAAUUUUUUGCUACUGUUGUUCCUUGCAAAUAUAUUACAUCACAGCAGCUGAUAUCUCAUGACACUCACAAUAAUACAUAUGACUAUAAAUAUACUUUUUCUGUGGAGAUUGUGCCCAUAUGCAAGAACGAUGUUGUAUGUUUACCAUUGACUUUAGCACGUAAUUUAGGAAGCAUUGGACAAAUUUGUGUUUGCUAUCGUGUGACAAAUUCCAUAUAUUUGAUUGACCCUUCUACACUUCAGACUGCAGAAGUUUCAAAUCAACAGUACUGGCGAGCACCUUUCCAAGCAAUCGGAAAUAUGAAACAUUUUACUGAAUAUGCAGUUAUGAAUACAGAACUUAUAUCUGACAAAGAACGAAAAUCGUUUGCUGGCCAAGGGCAAAUAUCUCACAAGCAUGUUUUGUCUGAUGCUUGGGUUGUACGAUCUUCUGAAUUGGGAAUGACUGAUAAUCUAAUCCACACUCGUACGCAUUUAGGACAUCUUCUAAAACCUGGUGACUUAGUCAUGGGGCUUGAGUUAUCAACUAUCAACAUAAAUAAUGCUGUUUACAACAAAAUGAACAAAGAAAAUCUGCCAGAUGUGAUUUUAGUGAAAAAAAUAUAUGAAGACAGAGCAACUCGUCAUCGCAAGAGAAAAUGGAAACUGAAACACUUAGACAUCGAAGCUGAAACUGAAACAAGUAGUGUCCAGAGAGAUUAUGAUGAUUUCUUAGAAGAUUUGGAAGAGGAUCCAGAUUAUCGGAAGGAUGUUAAAAUAUUCAAAGAUCAUGCUAAAAUUGCUGUUGAUUCAGAUGACACAGUAGAAACAGAUUUUCAGAUAUCUUUGCAAGACAUGCUUGAUGAGUUGAAUCUGGAUGAAGAUGCAACUGGAGAAGAAGGAGGACCUAUGUUGGAAUAAAAUAUUAUUC